UUCCGAAAUAUACUCGUUCGAGUGCAGCGAAACUCAAACGGUGGGUACCUUCCUAAUUGUCCUUAACUUUCCCCUCCUUUCUAACUGACCCACUCCCCCUCUCCCUCCUCCUCCCACUGCUUUAUCCUCUGACCUGCCUGCUCGUUCUUGGCCGUCGUUUGCAUCCUCAACUUCAACACUGCCUUGUUAGUAGAAACCCAUUAAACGAAACUACAUACUAAGAGAUUGACGUUACAUGCAAAGAUUGAAGCGAGAAAAUUAGACACAUACAUCAAUAAUCAUCAACAUAUCAUGUUAUGCACACAAUUACUUAUUAUAAUUCGUCAUGUGAUAGAAUACAUAUCAAAAACAACAAUACACAUAUGAGUAAAAUGUAAAAGUCACGAGUGGAGUGAGUGAAAUAUGAGGUUCAUAUCCUUGGGAUAUAGAAAAGUGAAAGCAGUUCAAUGUUACAUAUUCCUUCUCAUUUGGCUUAUCAUUGUUUCAAUCGGAUUCUACUGGUUUCUUAACCGAAGCGGAAAUGAACAACUUGCAGCAGGUCUCACCCAAUCUUAUCAAGAUAGUGGAGAAAACAAUAACGGUGGCCAGGUGAAAGACAUAUCAAAAACUGGCUUGGAUGAUGGUGGUGCCUUGUUCACAGUCAAUAAACAAGUGCAUCCUCAUGAAAAUGUAUCAAGUACAAAAUUACAUGAAAAAGCUCAGCAGAACAGUGAAAACAUCGUGCGUCGACUAUGCAACCCGAUACAUGCAAUCAAGGCCAAGGAAGAAAAUGUACAACAUCCUGACUUUAAAUUGGAGGGAGUUAUUAUUUUGCUCAGACACGGCGAUCGAGGCCCACUAACACACAUUGGACAUCGCAAUGUUUCACAUAUCAACUGUGAGGCAAAAAGUUCAGCGUUUGAACAACUGACAAAAUUUGCAACCGACACGGUGAAAUUUCCGGGUUACUCGCAGUUUAUUGGACCAUUUCAUAGCUUUCAAAAGGUACCGUUGAGUCCUUUCUGCAGUCUGGGCCAGCUUACUCAAAUUGGAUCUGCCCAACUUUUGACCCUAGGCAAAUUAAUUCGAUCGAUAUACAAGCCUAGCUUGGUCAAUGUCACGUCUUUCAACGAUCACGACAUUUCACAACCCUUCAAAGUGGUGGCUUACUCAACCAGAUAUCGCAGGACGUUUCAAAGUUUGUUUGCUUUCUUGUAUGGUCUACUGGGUCCGAGACAUUUGAUUCAAAGCACAACAAUUUAUGAAAGUCAGAGCAUAACUUUUUGCUUCAAACAUUGCUCAUGUAAAGCUGUUGAUCGCCUCAAAAAAGUUGCCAACAAGAAAUUUAGCCCUAAAAACAAUGUAAAAGCAAUCAUGGCUGAAUUGGUCAGUAAACUUAAUUCGGUGCUUGGGACAGAAAAAUCCAAGAAAACGGGUAAUUCUCUCCUGGAUUCAUUGCUAGUCUACCCGUGUCAUAAUAUUGAGCUUCCAUGUCAUCAUAAUAAUCACAAGGAUACCAAAGUUCAACUUUUGUUCAAAACUAUUAAAAACCUCUCAUUGUAUAAUCACUACCACCCUCCUCCAAAUCCAACUUCCUCGUCAUCAUGUAUCACAAAUUCCAACUUGGAAAAUCUUGUCGAGUUAAUUAAUCAAGAAAACAAGGGUUUAAAGCAAGUUCCCGAAAGUCGCAAGUACCAUUUACUCAAUUCCUACGGAUUGUUGAAGGAAAUUGUUAAUCUCGCCUUGAGGAUGACAACACCUCCUCCUCCUCCCCAAUCAUCGGAGGCCUGGAGAAAGCACCAGCAAACCCCGAUGUUUGCCCCUGACUCGGCUUUCACCUCUUUUACGAACAGUAACAACCGAAAUUUCGUCCGCGGAGGUGGGGACGGGGGCAGCAAGCCGUCAAGAAUCGUCAUAUUUUCUGGUCAUGAUACAACUUUACAGAGCAUAUCUGCAGCAUUGGGAAUACUCGAAGGAAGCCAGGAUAUUCAUCUCCCACCCUUUGGAAGUCGCCUAAUUUUCGAGUUCUAUAGAAGGACCCAGGUUGACUCCAAUUCACCUCGGAAGCUCUACUUUCGGGUGGUGUUCAACGGAGUGGCGGUGACACAUUUAGUCAGUUUUUGUAGGGAGUCCGAGAAUUAUGGGACAACCAACAGUGAUACGAAUAAGACAGCGAAAAAAUUCAGUAAUCUUAAGAAUAAGUUGAAUAACAGUUCCUCUUUUUGCCCAGUAGAGAAUCUAGUAAAAUAUAUUCACGACACUUAUUUUGACUCAUUUGACAAUGCAACUAAUUUUAAGGACGCCUGCAAAAGAUUGUAAUAUUUUUACUGCCAUUAUUUCCCGUUAAUCAUCAGGAAUAGCAAGUUAGGUUCAGAAAAGUGCAAUUGUGGGAAAGACACACACAUAUCAAAGAGAUGCUCGAAACUUUCAGCGUAAACGAUACAUAUCAUGUAACGGAAAACUAAUAAAUGUUGUUCUUAUGAACAAUCAACUUCAAUGAAUAUUUAUCAUAAGUAAUUAAAUGUUAAGUAGGAAAUUAAAUUACAUCACACAUUAAAUCUGUUUAAUAUAUAAUUAUAAUUCACUAAAUAUGAAUUGUGAUUUGUAUUUUUACUUUGAAUAAAGUAUCGAAUAUUCGUAGUUGAGAAGCAGCACACAGUUUUAACUUGAUAACCCAGAAUAAAAUAAUAAGCAAUUUAAUACAAUUCUCGGCAAUUUUGUUCGAGUUUUGCAUUUUUUCGAGUAAACAAUUUGCUUAAUUUUAAUACAAAUUAUGUAAAUGCGCGUGUGGGUGACAAUUUUUUAUGUUUUUGCGUUGAUACAUUGAAUUGGAAUUAUAAUAUAUAAGAGUGGCAUGUUUGAUUGCAUGAAAGGCAGGCAAGGAAUUUGGUUUAAGGAGAAUUUUAUGGUCCUUUUAUUGAAUUCGCAUCAAUUGGAGUCUAGUAAUAACAGUUAUAUUUGAUUUUACUACAUACUAUUUUGCUGGUCUUCGUAUUCCUAUUGACUGAUGCUGCUGAACGAGGAAAGUAAAUUCGAUUGUGGUGGCAUGUCUGAAGAACAAUUGUCUAUACUAAAGUAGGUACUUACUAUAUGAUUAUCAUAUUCUCAUACUCAUGAUCACAAUAUACAUACAUAUAACAUAACUAUUGUCGCGUGUGAUUUAGAUAACAAUAUACUAUACAUAUACAUGUACUUUCCGAACACAUGCUAAAUUUCUUCCCUGGAAAUGACUGAAUUGAACUCUAAUAGAGUUCGGCAAUUGGCAUUACAUUAAAAUCUUCAAAACAUAACUGGGAUUAGUACAACAAAAUACACUGAACAAAUGUAUACAUAACAGUAAACAAAAAUAUUUGAUCGUUCUAAUUUAUUACAAACAGUUAAUUUAGUCCGGGUCAUACAAAUGACUAAGAUGAGAAU
Folsomia candida is the source of this 3396-nucleotide messenger RNA. Its product is annotated as 2-phosphoxylose phosphatase 1. The record is from RefSeq and is a predicted model, not a curated record. The coding region runs from base 403 to 2298 and encodes 631 amino acids. Lineage: Eukaryota; Metazoa; Arthropoda; Collembola; Entomobryomorpha; Isotomidae. Gene Ontology annotation, molecular function: phosphatase activity. Gene Ontology annotation, biological process: dephosphorylation. The transcript is spliced from 6 exons.